GGUGGGUGCAGUGGAAAAAGCUCGGUGGAUUGAGACACUGCCCCCUUGUUAUCCAGUGUGGCUGAUCAGCGGUUGCAGUGGACUCUGACCUACCCAGAAGCCAUGUGAUUUCCAUCAGUGUGAGUAUGUAAGAGCGACCGAGGCAGAUCUGUCACUAACUUCUAUAUAAGAUGACAGCAAGACGUACUCAACGCCCCCAGGGACAGAAGACGCUUGUAUGACCAGCAGAGGUGGAAGGAUUUUGACGGAGUGUUUUGUCUUCAGAGGUUCAUCAGACUGAUCCAGCUGCAGCAUGGCUCUGCUCGUCCACGUGCUGGCCUGUGCCUUCGGCCUGGGCUCUUGGGUGGCAGUGAACGGCCUGUGGGUGGAACUGCCGCUCAUUGUCAACUCUCUCCCUGAGGGCUGGGAUCUCCCCUCGUACCUGACGGUCAUCAUCCAGCUGGCAAACCUGGGACCUCUGCUGGUUACUCUCAUGCACAAACUGUGCCCGGGUCGUCUCAAAGAGCAUGUGGUCAUUUACUCCAUCCUCUCCCUUGGUGUUGUGUCCUGCAUCCUGCUGGCUUUCUUCUGGGACACGACAACGGUUGUGGCCGGGGAAUCGUACAGCACGGCCUUCUUCAUCAUCACCUUCUUCCUCUCUCUGGUGGACUGCACCUCCUCAGUUACCUUCCUUCCAUUCAUGAUGCAGCUUCCAGCAAAGUAUAUCACAACGUAUUUUAUAGGAGAAGGACUGAGUGGUUUCAUUCCCGGCGUAGUCGCUCUGGCACAAGGUGUGGGCAUCGCCAAGUGUGUCAUCUCCAAUCAGACUGAGGGAAACCUCACAGACGUGUCGUCCUCACACACUGAGUAUCUUCCUCCAAACUUUUCCACCGAGGUGUUUUUCUUCUUCCUAGCAGCCAUGAUGUCCGUAAGCCUAGCAGCUUUUGUCGCUCUGAACAGACUUCCUCGAACAUACGAGCUGUCCACUGAAAACCUCGUGCCAGACACUGAGGCAUCUGUCAGCUCCGGCCUGGACAACACCGGAGCAGAGACUGAUGGAGUGGGUGUGAAAUGCCAGGAUGAGGGUGAAGUCAAGGGCAGGACUCUGCUGGCUGGUCCCAAACACUCCAUGUACCAGCUCACCUUCAUCUACUCUCUGGUGGUGUUGGUUAAUGCUGCCACCAACGGCGUGCUGCCCUCCGUGCAGACGUACUCCUGUAUGCCCUACGGAAACCUUGCCUAUCACCUGUCGGCUGCUCUGGCAUCAGUGGCCAACCCAGUGGCAUGCACCAUCGCAAUGUUCUUCCCAAACAGGUCACUGGUGUUUCUCGGUGUGCUGAUGACACUUGGGGCAGGAUUUGGCAGCUACAACAUGGCCAUGGCAGCUAUGAGUCCAUGUCCGUUGCUGCAGGGUUCUGUGGUGGGAGAGGUGAUCAUUGUGCUGUCGUGGCUCUUCUUCACUGGAACGCUGUCUUACGUCAAAGUAAUGGUGGGCGUCAUCCUGAGGGACCACAGCCACAGCGCCCUGGUUUGGUGUGGAGCUGCAGCACAGACGGGCUCGCUGGUCGGCUCGGUCACCAUGUUUCCGCUGGUGAACGUCUACCGACUGUUUAAGUCGGGAGAUUUCUGCAACACCCAAUGUCCUUUGUGACUUUAAAUCUGGGAAUCACGGAGGUGGAGACAUACGAGCCACAGUGUACGACGAUUUGCAAUAAAAAAAAAAAAGUUUGUAUCUGCUUGUAUGGUGCCUGUGGAGGAAGUAGCACGGCUCUCAAAAGUCCCCCUGUCACCUCCUCUACGGCUUUCAUGUGAAUUUUGUCUGUUGCACAAACCACAAACUAUUUCUUGACAACCACUCACCAGCCAUGUAAGAACCACCAGGCUAGCUAUUACCCUCCAUUUCCAGUCUUUAUGCUAAGCUAAGCUAACUGACUCAGGAGAGUGAUAUUGAUGUAGAACUGUCUUUGACGUUCCUAUGCAUCUGUUUUGUUAUGUUGCCUUUUUAAAUUUUUAUUUAGAGAGGACAGUAAACCUUAAUUUACCUCCACCAAGAAAGUUUUGUCUUCACCCGUGUGUGUUGGUUUGUUUGUUGGUUUAUUUGUCGGCUGGAGAGAAACUUCCACCAGACUCUGUGGAGGCAUGAGGCCCUGAGAACAACCCAUUACAUUUUGUUGUGGAUGCAGAUUAAGGUGUAGAUCCAGGAUUUUUUCCCCCAUGUUCUAUAACAUUGCAACUGAGGCACAUUUUCCAAUAUUUUCAUCCAUUUGUCAGGGACUAAUGCACAGAUCACUGAUCCUUGCAGAUGAUUAUUUAAGCCAUAUUUGCAAAUAUCAGUUAUAUGUCUCAAUGUGAUUCAAUUAACUAUGAUGGAAAAACUAUAAACGUAUUUAAAUAUAAAACAUGCAAAGUUCAA
Messenger RNA from Paralichthys olivaceus (Japanese flounder), 2392 nucleotides. It is a transcript of the gene slc52a3-1, whose product is annotated as solute carrier family 52 member 3-1. Lineage: Eukaryota; Metazoa; Chordata; Actinopteri; Pleuronectiformes; Paralichthyidae. Gene Ontology annotation, biological process: riboflavin transport. Gene Ontology annotation, molecular function: riboflavin transmembrane transporter activity. The record is from RefSeq and is a predicted model, not a curated record. Gene Ontology annotation, cellular component: plasma membrane.